Molecule: messenger RNA, 1776 nt
Organism: Pocillopora verrucosa
Lineage: Eukaryota; Metazoa; Cnidaria; Anthozoa; Scleractinia; Pocilloporidae
Source: RefSeq, a predicted model, not a curated record
GAGUAAGCUCGUGCUGUCAUAUUUGCAUAAGAAGCGCACGAUUCUGAUUGUUGACAUGACAACUGCUAUGAAUGUCCGGAAAGCGACCAGUUGUUUUAUUCAACGCUGAAGGCAGCCACAAUGAACCAAAGAACAAUGCAUUUAAGUACAACGUAAGAGGUUUGGAGUAAAACGGUUAAGAAGCAAUUGCUGUAGGCCGCUUCAUUUGAAUGUUCACUCUCCGUACUCAGCCAUUUCGUCAGAGGGAGCGCUUCAUUGAAAACAGUGGCCCGAUGGCAAGUGUGUUGUGUGAAUCGGACUAGACUAGUUACCGGGCUAGCACUCCGCACUCUGCGCUCCGCGCCAAAUCAGUCAGCUACACCAGCUCGCGUGAGUAAGAUUUACUAGGACACGGAGGAGGUGCCAACCAUCGUUCCUUCCAAAUGGCCUUAACGAGCAGUUUGCCUUGUAUUGACACGCUGGCCUUUCAGCUGAGUCGACAUGGCCUCGACGAGAAUCGAAAUAUAAAGCCACCGUUCUUCUACUCUUGGUCGGAGCCCUACAAUUUAGACUUUGCCGGAAAGGCUCCCAAUAACCCGAAGCGAAGCCGAAGCCAUCCCAGCGCUUUGGUGGCCAAGCGCAAGGAAGCAAUUCAUUCACAAGCUUGUCUACCUGGUUUAAAAAGAGAGAAGGAGAGCGAGAAGAAUUCGGAGGAAACUCGCGGAUCUGUAAAGCCAUUAGCUGAAAUUCAUUCAACCAGUCUUCAUACAUCGCCAGGGCACCUAACUUUAUCAGUUAAUAAAUAUGCAAAUCAAGCAAACAGGCAUGAAGAAUCAGACACCGCAGACUUCGCUGAAUCUUCCGACGACGAAAUAAGUGAACUUCUAGUAAAUGGCUCUACCACGAAUAAAGAGUUACCUCAUGUUCUUUGUAAAAAUAAGACCCCGCAUCCUGUUAGUAGGAAAACUAAUCGAACAACGAGAGACUCUGGUCCUCUCAAGCGAACCUUGGAAGGAAGCGAAAAUACUAAUGAAAACAAGAGACGUCGCCCGAGGCUUGACUUUGAAAAGAUGCAACUCUCCAGAGAUGCUCUUAUUCCUCUGAAUGGAAGCGAUAAAUCUAUCUUGGACGAGGUAUAUUUCAGGCCAAUUUUAGCAUUAAACUUGAACGAGUGAGCUUUGCGUGUUGGAAAACAGCACACGCUCAUUAAUGAAAGAAAUGCAAACGACAAGGCCAUCGAACAAAAAUAAUAUCACGUAUGAAAAUAACGCGGAGUUAUCACACAAUAACAAACAUUAGGGAGGGACCAAAUCGGGAAAUGCGAAUUUUAUAUCUUGAAGGCUUUUUUAUCACCAUAUCAGUACUGUGUGUUAUUCAUAGCACGUAUAAUUUUCUUUCCCAUUUUGGAAAUGAACUGAAUAAAUCCGCCGUUUAAUGACUGGUUGGCGUGGCCUCUGCGGAACAAACAUAUAUUCAAAUUUAACAUCCGAUUACAAACAGAAACCGCGACGCUCAAAUAAACGAUAUUUAGACGUCAGCUUCACACAACUGUAUAUUUAGUAAUUUUUUUAUACAACAGAUGCUUCUGUUGAGGAAAGAAGCAUGAGAGAUAAAUGGGAAUUCAGUAACACCGUGGGCAGUACACCUUUUAUAGAUUUCCAAUUUUACUAAAUCAGUAUCAAAGGAAGUUCUAUCUCAAGUCAUUGGGAGAAAAUAAAGAGAGAUUUAUUUAUCAAUGAAAACUCUUUGUGUUGUACGUGCAAUUGUACGAUUUGUGGUUUUGGAUGAGAACAUUAG